CUAACAAGUUACCAACACAUUCGGCCCAUUUAAAUCUUAAAUCGCUUGAAACGCCAUCCCUUCCACGGGAUAAUAUCACGCUCGGCUAGGGGUCAUCCGAACCUGAGAUCUCAACCUCUACAUCAGUGUGUCCUCUUUGCUUGCAAUUGCCAGACUCUUCAGUAAAACUUUGAACAAGCACUUGCAAUCACUUGCGGUUCUAUGGUCAUGCGUCUGACACCCACUGGUACCCUCUAGUUUACGCGCAAAGUUCGGAUAAAUCGUGACAUCAUAAAUAAUAAAAAGAAUAUAAUUCUCAGUGUGGCUCGACAUCGCGACUUAAAUUGUAAUGCGGAAGGCAUUAAAACACAUCUAGCAUCAAUUUAGCAUUGAAUAUGGAAUUCUCGAGGCGAUUGGCUGGCGUAGGAAUAGCCUUAUUGUUUCAGGUGUUGUCUGAUAUACUGAUAAAUGCCGGUGUUCUGGCUAAUGACGUGACACAGGGAGUCAAUUCGCCAGAGUAUACGAAUGUUGGUUGGGUAUUUGGUAAUGAUGAGUUAUCACGGAGGCGGAGAAAUGUUGUUGUCAAGCCACCCGAUGAGGGGGGACGUUACUUUAUUGAGGAUAAAAAGUGUCGAGACUCAUUCGAACGACUAUGUGGGGUUAUUGAUAACAAUAACGACGAUUUGUUUAUCUUACAAUGCGUUCAAACAUUCAAGACGAACGAAGCCUAUAUGAUCGAUGAAGACUGUCAGCACCUGAUCUGGAAACACAUAGUGAACAUCACGGAAAACGAAAACAUCGAACAGCUAACCCGAAAAGAAUGCGGCGAAGAGAUUGAUGAUCUCCAGUGUCAAUCCAAAAACAAAGAACCCGGUACCUACUUAGCAUGCCUAAUCGAGAAACGAGAAAACGUUAAAAACGCCCAGUGCUCCGAGUUCAUUCAACGCCUCGAGUUCGUAGCAUUCAGCGACUUCCGAAUAAUAACACCAAUGGUAACCGAUUGUCAACAGGACAUAAACAGCUUCAAAUGCGGUAGAAUCCAGCCACACCGCGAUGUAUCCCAGGGUCAGAUGUUGUCCUGCCUGCAGGCGCACGUUGACAAACUGGAGCCAAAAUGCCGCAAGCGAAUCUUCAAGAUCUCCGAGAUCCAAUCAGACAACAUAAAGCUAGAUCGGCAGCUCUUUCUCGCCUGCAUGCAGGACCACAUAAAAUUCUGUCCUAAUAUCCGCCCAGGAAGUGGUCAGGUGUAUAAAUGCCUGAUGCAGCACAAAUUAGACAGAACAAUGUCGAAGCAGUGCCAGGAUCAGUUGGCCAGAAGAGAGAAGCUCAUAGCUUCUGAUUACAAAGCAUCAAAGGGUCUGGUGAAAGCGUGCAAGGAUGACAUCAAGACAAAUCAUUGUAGAAGAUCAGUAUCUGAUGACAAGGAGAUCAAACUUGCCCAGAUCCUGCUGUGCCUUGAGACAGCGGCUAAAAAUGGAUCGAAAAUCGAUGCCGAAUGCCAAAAGGAAAUGUUCGAUCAUAGAAAAAUUCUCUUGGAAGACUACCACCUGUCACCGGAAAUUGUCGACGGUUGUGCCAAAGACAUAUCUCGUUUCUGCAAUGGACUGGAGCAAGGAGGAGUGACCAUCCACUGUUUAAUGGAGCACACCAAAUCGAGGAAGCAGAAGAACAAAGUUUUACCGGAAUGUCAGAGAGCUCUAGAGACCCUUAUCAAAGAGACAGACGCAGGGGAGGACUGGAGAGUAGACCCCGUCCUUCAUGACGCUUGUCAACCAGUAGUUGAUUCCUCGUGCAGAGAUGUACAAGGAGGAAACGCGAGGGUAAUCUACUGUCUGAUGGAUAAAUUAGGAACAGACAGAAUGUUGGAAGCCUGCGAGACAGCUCUCCUGCAGAUUCAGUACUUUGUUGCAAGGGACUACAAGCUAGACCCUCAACUGUACAAAGCCUGCAGGAAUGAUGCUGUGCAAUUGUGCAACGCCAAGAUAGCAUGGAACGAAGAAGGGAGCUUGGAUCCAGAGAGAGGACCUCUAGUGCUGUCUUGUCUUUAUCGCUACGCGGAUCACCAGAAGAACGCAACACUGAGGCCAGAGUGCCUUCAAGAGAUCAAAAGAAUCAUGCGACAACGAGCAAUCAGCGUCGAUCUCCAACCAGAAAUAGAACAAGCCUGUUUCCAGGAGCUUGCGGAUAAUUGCUACGAUAAGACAGCCAAAGGGGAGGAGAUUCUCUGUCUACAAGAUAAUCUGGACGAAUUGAAUGAGAAGUGCAAACAAGCUGUGAACAAUUUGACUGAAGAUCAGGCUGAGCGAGUAGAGUUAAAUCCCAUCAUCAUGGCAGCCUGUCGAAAGGCGAUGGACAAACACUGUGAGGAUGUACUUAAGAAUGGAAAGGACGAGGGAGACAUGAUGGAGUGUCUUAUCGAACAUAAGAACGAUCUUGAUAGUCACUUUGAGUAUAAGUGCAAGGCUGCUAUCGAGCACUUUCAGAUUAUUUCCCUGAAAAAUUAUCAUUUCACGUACAAAUUUAAAGAGGCCUGCCGACCCUACGUGAAUCGAUUCUGCCACAGGGCCAGAACCAAGGCGGAAGUUAUAGAAUGCCUGAGUGAUAUUUUGAGGGAAGAUAUAAUGAAAGAUAGCCAGCACAGGAUUCUCAAGGACUGUAGACAGCAGUUGAGAGGGCAGCUGUAUCAGCAGCGUGAAAAUAUCAAACUGGACCCUCUGCUACAGAAGGCUUGUCAGAGUGAGAUCAAGCAGUACUGCUUCAACAUUGAAGCUGGCCACUCGCAGAUUCUCGAGUGUUUAGCUUCCCGCAAAGCUAAACUCUCAAGUAUCUGUCAUAAGCAGCUAUUCAAAGUGAGGCAGCAAGAGUUCUUGGAUAGUUCAAGUGACUUUUUACUCUGGAACACCUGCAGAUCCAUGAUAGGACAAUUCUGCCAGAGAGAGCCAGACAAGUCCAAGGUGUUAGACUGUUUGAAAGGUGUCAAAGAUGAGGACUCAUUCGACGAAAAGUGCAAGGACGUCGUCGUUAGGAGAAUGAUCGAGCAAAAUACUGAUUACAGAUUUAAUGGUGCACUUCAUGCUGCUUGCGCCCAUGAUAUUGUUGCACAGUGUGAUAAAGUAGUUCAUAACGAGCCUGCCGAUAAGGAGCUCGAGGGAAAAGUCAUCAGAUGUCUCAGAAUAAAGUUCAGGGAGGGCAAGCUCAGGCCCAAAUGCCAGAAACAGAUGACUGUCAUCCUUAAACAAGCAGCGCACAACUAUCAUCUCAAUCCUUUACUUGUGAGCAUGUGCAGUCAUGAAAUUCACACUAUUUGUCAUUCUGAUGAGGACGACAGCGACACUGUAGAGGAGUGCCUCAAAAUGCAAUUCAAUAAGGGUAAUCCUGAGAUGAGGGAGGAGUGCCGAGUCGAGAUUGCGGAUCUCAUAGAAGAAGCUAGGGCCGAUAUUCAUUUUGAUCCAUUACUACAUAAAGCAUGUUCGAAUGAUGUUGCUAAGUACUGCAGCGAUAUCGCUCAAGGCUCCGGAAGACAUAUCAUGUGUUUACAAAAUAUUAUGGAUGAUGGAAGAAAACCACUUGACCCAGACUGUUUUAAAAUGCUGUCAAAACGAAUUGAGAUGUUUAAAAAUGUCGCCAAGUUACAUUUGCCGAAUACGAUAGAGGAGCUGUAUACAACAGUCAACCAAUCGCCAUCAAGAAGAUAUUUUUUGAUAGUAGCAUUCACGUUAAUAGGAAUAAUUUUCAUAAUGGGCUUGUUCUGCGGAAGAAUUACACGUCGAACGAUGAUGAUGAAGAACAAGUAGCAAUUAAUACCAUUAAAAAGGCAGCUCUGAAGUGAUUCAAUAAUUUGUAAGAGUUGGGCUCACUCAUUGUGACCGAAACAUUAUUAUUUUAGAUAACUAUAAUGCCUGUGGGAUUUUUAAAUUCUACGGACGCGCAAAUUACCCCAAAUUUUUUUCUCAUGCAUUUCAGUAUUUCCGUUUGUGUUUAAUCGCGGCGACUAGUUGAUUGCUUGAUAAUUGGGUAAUCCGCACGUUCCGUAGUCUUAGUCAGCGAAACAGCGUGAAAUCAUUCCGACUUUUCGAAUUUUGUACGUGACUUUUUCAAGCCAAUUUUAUACAUUCUCAAUUCAUUUUGCACAAUAUCAGUGAUAACAAUGAAACAAUCCCUUCCCACCCAGGCAGCAAAAUCAAUGUUUACGGGUGGUAAAGUAUUUAUUCGGUCUCCAGAACGAUUAAAAAAAUUGUAAAUAAAUAUAUUUAUCUUAGAAACAACCACGAA
This is a messenger RNA of Fopius arisanus, 4251 nucleotides long. RefSeq names its product golgi glycoprotein 1 (gene Glg1). The coding region runs from base 375 to 3773 and encodes 1132 amino acids. The transcript has 4 exons. Gene Ontology annotation, molecular function: fibroblast growth factor binding. The record is from RefSeq and is a predicted model, not a curated record. Gene Ontology annotation, cellular component: Golgi membrane. NCBI's taxonomy places the organism in Eukaryota, Metazoa, Arthropoda, Insecta, Hymenoptera, Braconidae.